This is a messenger RNA of Physcomitrium patens, 1120 nucleotides long. RefSeq names its product proteasome subunit beta type-2-B. Gene Ontology annotation, biological process: proteasomal protein catabolic process. The record is from RefSeq and is a predicted model, not a curated record. NCBI's taxonomy places the organism in Eukaryota, Viridiplantae, Streptophyta, Bryopsida, Funariales, Funariaceae. Gene Ontology annotation, cellular component: proteasome core complex; cytoplasm; nucleus.
UGAAUGUGGCAGGGAAUUCGAAGUUGUUUGUGGGUUCGCUGUUUGAUGGGCGAUAGUUUCGUCGAAAAUUUGGGUUUUGUUCGUUGAAGAGGGAAAUCGAGAACCCAUGGAGUGUCUGUUCGGAUUCGUGGGGGAUGGGUUUGCGCUGGUUGUCGCGGAUACGUGCGCCAACCAGAGCAUUGUGGUGCAGAAGACGACGGAGGACAAAAUUACGUGCCUGGACUCGCACAAGCUUCUUGGUUGCAUUGGUGAGAGCGGCGACAGGGUGCAGUUCUCUAAUUUCAUUCAGAAGAACAUGAAUUUGUACCACUUUCGGAAUGGAAUCCCCUUGUCGACAUCCGCUGCUGCCAGUUUCACCCGCUGUGAGCUUGCCACAGCUUUAAGAAAGGCUCCAUAUCAGGUGAAUAUGAUGAUGGCUGGGUAUGACAAACGUACUGGGCCUUGUCUGUUUUACUUAGAUUACAUUGCAACACUGCAAAAGCUGAACAAAGGUGCUCAGGGCUUUGGAGCAUAUUUCAUACUUUCCCUGUUCGACAAGUAUUACCAAAAGAAUAUGAAUGUAGAGGAAGCGCUUCAGUUGGUAGACAAAUGUAUUUGGGAGAUAGGAACAAGGAUGGUUGCAUCUCCAGCUAACUAUGUAAUCAAGAUUGUGGACAGGAAUGGUGCCAGGCUGUUGGCACGACGAGGAAGAAAUAUGUCACCAAACUUGCCAUAUGCGAAGAUAUCUUAAAAUAGUAAAGAUUUCAAGUAAUUGAAAUGAGUCCCAGGCACAUGAUUGAUCUUUUUCGUUCAACAAACCUCUUCGAAGGCACAAGGACAGCAUUGUUUGUAUUCUUUGCUGGCAUUCAACGCUCCGCAUAGAGCAGGAAGUCAAAAAUCAUGUUGUAACUAAAUUGAAAUUAAAAUGUUGCAUGUUUACAAAUUAUAGCAAAUUUCUAUGAAAAAAAUAAUUAAUUAAAAGUUUGUCAAGUUAAUUUCAUAAUUAGAAUAUUGUUAAAAAUAUUUAAUAAUAAUACUUUUUUGGUUUUAAAUGUUUGAUAUAAAUAGACAAGCUAUAUAUAAGGCAAUGCUUUUGAAAGUCUAUGAUUUUUAAUAUUAUUAAUUUAAGAAUCUAUCAAUU